Jatropha curcas is the source of this 8360-nucleotide messenger RNA. RefSeq names its product Histidine kinase-, DNA gyrase B-, and HSP90-like ATPase family protein (gene NOV). Lineage: Eukaryota; Viridiplantae; Streptophyta; Magnoliopsida; Malpighiales; Euphorbiaceae. Gene Ontology annotation, cellular component: nucleus. The record is from RefSeq and is a predicted model, not a curated record. Gene Ontology annotation, biological process: root development; embryo development ending in seed dormancy; leaf vascular tissue pattern formation.
CGAGGGCUGUUGAAAACAUUGGAAAGUGUCGCAGGCGGCCCUCUUAACCGUUUUUGCAGGUGGAGUCGCUCGGGGCUCAUUGGCAUUCGAUAUGCAGGAAGUUUCAUCGCUUCACCGGCUUAUACUCGUUGAAGGGAAGAUUAAUGCAUUUAUUCAUUGCUUUGUCGCGGUCCGGAGAAUUACAUCAUUGUAUGAUUUGGAGGUGGCAAUAUGUGAGCAUGAGGGUAUUGAGCAAUUUGAAGAACUGGGGUUGGGCCCUUUGCUGCGGCAUCCACUAAUCUUGCAUUAUUUUCUAGUGAAUCCUAAUGCAACCGAAGUAUUCAAGAUAACUACUGAAGAGAUUAUUCUGACUCUUCAUGAAUAUAUGAGUAGUUCUAAAGACCAUGAAAUUAAUAUUGAUGAUUUUCUUCAAUUCACUGCGAAGAAGCGAUCCGUCAAGGGAAAGGAAAAUCUUGGAGUGCGUAUUCAAGGCUUAGGAAUGCAUAUUUCUUUUAUCAGGGAAGCCAGGAGAUCCAAAUAUACAACUCUAAAGAAAUGUCUAAAGAUAAUUAAUAGAAAAUCUGAAGCCAAGAUGUUAGCAAAGGGAUCUUGUAAUAAACGCCGGCAACGUCCUCUUUUUACCUCACAGAAAAAGGAUCUGGAUGAACGUUUUUCUGCCAUAUCUGAGCGUAUUGAAUCUUUUGCCUCAGUGCACAAGGAUUUCCGUGGAAAGCACAUAAGAUUUGAUUCAUUGGACUCAGAGGAUGAGGAAGGACAAAGUGAUGAUAGUAAAAAUGAAGAUAAAACGACCAGCAGUGAUGAGGGGAGCCACUUAUCAUUACAAAAUUUUUGUAGUACUGAUAGGGUGAGUAGCUGUCCUUAUCCAUCUGCAACUGAAGAAAUGUCGCGGCUAGGUUUGAAAAGUGAGGCAGGUGGGCAAUCUUCUCCUGUUAGUUGCGGCUCAAGGCUCAAAAAGAAUAAUGGGUCACUAAAAAUGAAAAGAAAAAUUGAAGCUCUAAGUGGCAAUGCCUCUGCACCCUCCAAAUUGCUUAAAGGAGACACAGGGAAACACUGUAUUCAUCCAAUUGAAAAUGGUGAUAAGACUCUGGAGAAUAAUGAAUCUGAUUUUAUAUUAUCUGAUAACUCCAUGAGAAUGUUUAUCACAACCUGGAAGGACACAUGCAAGGAGUGUACUGUUCCUGAGGUUUUCGAGAGAAUGCUCAAGUUUUAUAAACCCGGCGAUACUAAGAAGGCUGCUGGAAAAAGGAAAAAAAUCAAAAGGAUAUUUUAUUCUUACCCAUGUAUUGGAUUAAUCAAUAUUGCAGUGACAUCUAUCAAAUAUGGAAUACUGGAUAGCGUCUAUGAUACUUUCCAAGCUUUAACCCAACACGAACUUCCCAACACUCUUUCUGAAUAUGAAAGCAUUGAGGUUGAACUGGACGAAAAACACACACUAGUCAUCCCUGACCAUAGUCCGGAGCAAACACACAGUCUAGCAGGUGUUACAGUUGAAGAAAUUCUCAGAAAAAUUAAUAGGUAUUACGAGCUUGAUCACAGUUUUGAGCAUAAUGGAAAAUCACUUCUUGAGGACAAAUUUAUUUCCUUGAAGAAGCUAUGCAGUUGCGAGUUCUGGCUGGUUGACCAAUUUGGUAUUGGGGAGUUCAAGACCCUGGGUCAUGGGGAUUUUUUCACUUUCCUAGAGAAACAUGCCUCUUUGUUACCUAGUGAAAUACAGAAGCUCUUAGUCGGUAACAUAUGUGAAAAGUCACCUUUGGAGGCUUCCCUGCUCCAGCAUGAGUUGAUUGUAUUAGUAUCGCAGGCUUCAAAUAGUUUGUGGCAGGGUGAAACUAUUUCCAAACAGAUGAUUUCUGCUUUGCUUGUAAAGCAAUUUCCUCUUCUUAGUUUUAAAAUUAUGGAAAAUGGCUCAAUGGAAGACUUUUUACGUGAUGUGGGCAAUUAUAAGAGUAAUGUGAUCUCAAACUGUGUUGUGUUUUCUGCAACGUUGCUAGGAAAUAAUCACAUUGGGGACCCAAAUGAAGAACAUGUAGUGGAAAGCACUUCAAUGAAAACUGACAGUGUCCAGAAAAUGACAUCAUUUGAGUCUGCUACCUCUAAGAAUGCUAUUGAAGUUUUGCUUGGAGCACCAAUGCUAUCUGAUUUAAGCUUAUGGUCACAUUGGGACCUCAUAUUUGCUCCCUCUCUCGGUCCCCUUGUGGGAUGGCUCUUGAGUGAAGUGAAUACCCAAGAGUUGUUAUGUUUGGUUUCAAAGGAUGGUAAGGUGAUUCGAAUUGAUCAGUCUGCUAAUGCAGAUUCAUUCUUAGAAGCUGCACUUCAGAGAUCAUCUUUCCAAACAGCAGUUCAACUGUUAUCCCUGUUAUCACUGGCUGGGGGGGAAAAGCAUGUGCCUUCAUCCCUUCUAAAAUGUUAUGCUCGCCAUGCAUUUGAUGCAAUUUUGAAGAAUCAUUUGGAAAAUGUGGAAGUCCAGGACAAUAAUAAUUGUUCAUUGCCGGGAAAACUGGUAGAUGGGAUUGCUAAUAAUUUAAGUGGUGAAUUGCAUAAAAAUUUGAUCCAAAUGAAUCAGACGGUUCCUGCUGCUUCAAGAUUUAUACUCGAUUGUCUUGGUUAUCUCCCUUCAGAAUUUUGUGGUUUUGCAGCAGGUGUGUUACUUUCUGGGAUGCAAUCUGUAACUAAAGAUGCCCCUUCUGCCAUUUUAUGUGAAUGCAACCAAAAAGAACGUAUCAUGCUGCAUGAAAUAGGAUUAUCCAUUGGCAUAGUGGAGUGGAUUGAUGAUUACCACAAAUUUUGUUUAAAUAAUGCUGCUGACAUAUCCACAUCUUCUGAGCCAGCACACUUGGAACCUUCUGGGUCUGUGUUAAGCACAGGCUCAAGGUAUUUGCAAAAUGCAGUGGAUGUGUAUACUUGUGGUAUUGAGUUAAAAAUUGCUCACAAUGAAGAUGCACAUAAUAAAGACAAAAAUGAAACAAGUCUCACAAUGCAGCAUGCAAUAGUUUCUAGUGAUGGAAUUAGCAAUGGUUGCACAGAAGAAUCAUCUGAGCUUAACAAACAGACAGAGGCAGCCCUGGUAAUUGAAUCUAUCAGGAGAGAUGAAUUUGGUUUGGAUCCAAAUCUUUCAUGCACAGAGAGCAACAUAUUGAGAAAGCAACAUGCUCGCUUAGGCAGAGCACUUCAUUGUCUUUCUCAGGAAUUAUACUCUGAGGAUUCUCAUUUUCUUCUUGAGCUGGUCCAAAAUGCUGAUGAUAAUGUCUAUCCAGAAAGUGUGGAGCCAACUCUAACAUUCAUUCUUCAAGAAUCAGGUAUUGUUGUUUUAAAUAAUGAGCGGGGAUUCUCUUCUCAGAAUGUCAGAGCUCUUUGCGAUGUUGGAAAUUCAACUAAGAAAGGAUCUGGCACUGGAUACAUUGGAAAGAAAGGGAUCGGCUUCAAAUCAGUCUUCCGGGUAACUGAUGCUCCAGAGAUUCACUCCAACGGUUUUCAUAUUAAGUUUGACAUAAGUGAGGGUCAGAUUGGUUUUGUUUUGCCCACAGUUGUACCUCCUUGCAAUGUUGGCUUGUUUAGCAGGUUGUUGUCUAGAGAGACUGGUCAAACGGAUAAGAAUUGUUGGAACACUUGUAUUGCUCUUCCCUUCCGGUCAAAAUUAUCAGAAAAAACUGCCAUGAGAAUGUUCUCAGAUCUUCAUCCCUCUUUGCUACUCUUUCUUCAUAAGCUUCAAUGUAUCAUGUUUCUGAACACACUCAAUAAUUCACUCCUUGUGAUGAGAAAAGAAAUUUUGCCAGAUGGAAUUGUAAAGGUCUCAUGUGGAAGAGAUAAAAUGAGUUGGCUUGUUGCAUCUCAGAAGUUGCAAGCACAUGCCAGUCGUCCUACCGUUCAGACAACUGAAAUUGCAAUUGCAUUUACACUGGAGGAACUGGAUAAUGGGGAUUACCAUCCAUGUUUGGACCAACAGCCUGUUUUUUCUUUUCUUCCUCUAAGGACUUAUGGUCUAAAAUUUAUUCUCCAGGGCGACUUUGUUCUUCCUUCAUCUAGAGAAGAAGUAGAUAAGAAUGAUCCCUGGAACGAGUGGCUGUUGACAAAGUUUCCGGGUUUGUUUGUCAGGGCAGAGAGAUCAUUUUGUACUCUUUCUUGUUUCAGGGAGAAUCCAGGAAAAGCUGUGGCAGCUUAUAUGAGCUUUGUUCCGCUUGUUGGUGAGGUGCAUGGUUUUUUUUCUGGGCUCCCUAAGGCAAUUGCUUUAGAAUUACGAAGGACCAGCUGUCUCUUUCUGGAAGGGGAUAGUUGUAAAAUGGUUCCUCCAUGCAGUGUUCUGAGAGGUUGGAAUGAACAGGCCCGUAAUCUUCUACCUGAUAGCUUGCUUCAAGAACACCUGGGUCUGGGAUUCCUAGAUAAGAAUAUAGUUUUGUCCGAUUCACUUGCAAAGGCAUUAGGUAUUGCAGACUAUGGACCUGAAAUUCUUAUAAAAUUUAUGACCUGUUUAUGUCGUACAGAAAGUGGCCUAAAGUUGAUGAGUCUUAGUUGGCUAUCAUCUUUCCUAAAUGCUCUUUACACCAUGCUUUCCCAUUCUUCUGGGCCAACUGAUCUUAUUGAUAACCUUCGACAUAUCCCAUUUAUUCCUCUUUCAGAUGGUACUUACAGCUCAGUGGAUAAGGGUACAAUUUGGUUACAUUCUAAUAUUUUCCGUGCUGGUCUUGAUGAUGCACAGGAACUUGAUGCUUUUCCACAAUUAUAUGCCAAACUUAGGACCGUAAACUCUGGACUCUUUUCUGCAUCAGCUGUUGAUGGUACUUCAGUAGACAAUAGUGCUAGGAUGCUUCAGAAGAUUGGUGUCCAGCAGCUGUCUGCACAUGAAAUUGUCAAGAUUCACAUUUUACCAGCUAUAUCUGAUGACAGAAUCACUAAUAGAGACAGAGGGUUAAUGACGGAUUACCUCUGCUUUGUGAUGAUCCACCUACGAUCCAGCUGUCCUCAUUGUUGUGUUGAAAGGAUGCACAUUAUCUCUGAGUUGCGAAAUAAAGCUUAUAUAUUGACAAAUCUUGGAUAUAGAAGGCCUGCUGAGACAUCCAUUCAUUUUAGUAAAGAAUUUGGAAGUCUUAUCAAUAUAAGUAAAUUGAUUAAUGCUUUGGAUAUGAAAUGGCAUGAGGUUGACAUAACCUAUUUAAAGCAUCCAAUAAAUGAUUCGCUCUCAAAUGCGUUGAUGAUGUGGAGAAGUUUUUUCCAGGAAAUUGGUGUCACAGACUUUGUGCAGGUUGUUCAAAUUGAAAAAUGUAUUUCUGAUUUAUGUCAUACUGUUUUGAAUGAUAUAACAUGGGAUAAAGAGCUCAGUUCCCCUGGAUCACUAGCCAGUGAUUGGGAAUCCUUCGAGUUGAUGCAGAUGUUGUCUCUAUUGUCCAAGACAAGUGAUAGGGAACGAUGUAUGUAUCUUUUGGAGGUACUUGACAAAAUGUGGGAUGAUGACUUUAGUGACAAAACUACAGGUCACUGCAAUUUAAAAUCUAGUGCUGGUGGCAGAACCUUCAAGUCUUCCUUCUUAAGCAGCAUCCAUGAUGUUCCAUGGAUAGCAUCAAGCAUGGACAAUGAACUUCACUACCCUAAAAGUUUGUUCUAUGAUUGUGAUGCAAUACGCAGUAUCCUAGGUGCUUCAGCACCAUAUGCUCUUCCCAAGGUGAGAAGCACAAAGUUACUGAGUGAUAUUGGCUUUAAGACUAAGGUUACUCUUGAUGAUGCUCUGGAAAUAUUGAGAAUAUGGAGAGAAUCAGAGACCUCUUUCAAAGCCAGUGUAGCACAAAUGUCCAGAUUUUACACAUUUAUUUGGGCGGAAAUGGCUGUUUCGAAGAAUAAAAUUUUUGAGGCACUCCAUUCAGUACCAUUCAUUUUCAUUCCAUUUGAAUCUGGUUUAAGGCAUGAGGAUAUGGUGUCUGGUAUAUUCUUGUCUUCUGAAGAAGUUCAUUGGCAUGAUCCAACUGGCUUGGUUGACCACAUGAAAGGUAUUAAUCCUCAAUGUGGCUCAACACGUGGCCCUCGAUGGCCCUUAAGCAAGACAUUGUGCAGUGUUUAUGCUGGACUGCAUGACUUUUUUGUUAAAGAGUGUGGUGUAUAUGAGACCCCAUCUUGCCAUAGUUAUUUUGAUAUUUUGCUCCAGUUAUCAGCUGUUGCUUUGCCUUCACAAGUUGCUAGCGCAGUUUCACAAAUUUUCUUUAAGUGGGCUGAUGGGCUGAAAUCUGGAUUACUGAGCUCUGAUGAUAUCAUCCACAUGAAAGAACGUCUUCUGAAAGUGGAAUACACAGUACUUCCCACUGUGCAAGAUAAGUGGGUGUCGCUACACUCUUCAUUUGGUUUGGUGUGCUGGUGUGAUGAUAGGAAUUUGAAGGGCAUAUUUGAGGAUCUGGACAACAUUGACUCCCUGCAUUUCGUCAAUCUUAAUGAUGAGGAAAAGAAGCUUCAAACUGACAUCUCAGACAUCAUGCAUAAAUUAGGGAUUCCUGCUCUCUCAAAGAUCAUAACUAGAGAAGCUAUAUACUAUGGUCCAGCAGACUCUAGCUUCAAAGCUUCAUUGAUUAAUUGGGCUCUUCCUUAUGCUCAACGCUAUAUGUAUAGCAUACACCCUGAUAAAUAUUUGCAACUUAAGCAGUCUGGAUUCCAUGAUAUAAAGCAGUUGAAGGUGACUGUUGUUGAGAAAUUAUUCUACAGGAAUGCAAUAAAAGGCAUUGGCAGUUCAUCUAAUAAGCGAUAUGAAUGUAGCUGUCUUCUGCAGGGUAAUACCUUUUACACAGCUUCACAAUCAGAUAUAAAUGAUGUAUUUUUGGAGCUUUCUCGUUUGUUCUUUGAUGGUGCUUCAGAUAGAUCCUUGGCAAAUUUCCUCCUCCUUAUUACAACUGUUAUGGAAUCUGGUGCCUCUGAGGACCAAACAGAGUUAUUUAUUGUGAAUAGCCAAAAGGUGCCAAAGCUUCCUGAUGAUGAACCUACUUGGUCACUCUCAUCGAUUUCUCCUUUGCCAAAGGAUGAUAAAUCAUUUAAUUUAGGCGUUGGAUCAGCAGCAAAUGAGCAAAAAAGCUCAAAGUUCAAGAGGAAAAUGGGAACCAGCUCAAAUUGGCCAUUUGGGGACUGGAGAACUGCACCAGUUACUGAUUAUGCUCGUGCAAACGAUUUUAAUACCCAGGCUCUAGUAACACAACUUAACGGUUCAGGAAUGGAUGAUGAGGAUGAUUCACAGGACAUUGAGAUAGAAACAGCUACGUCAGAGCCAAUUGAGAUAGAUACUGAUUGGACUAUUGAAGAGAACGUACAACUAUCAAUUUCACCAGAGUCUGAAAAUAUGGACCAUCAUUUUGUUCAUGCUUCCAGUCAGACUCUAAACAUGGAUAUUGCUGCUGACACUGUUGACUUGCCUCUUGUUUCAGAUGGCCAUGAAGUAGUUAAAUCUAGAUUUGCACAGAGAGAGAAGUUGAACACAAGGAAGGUCGAUGCUAAACAGAUACAGCUGACUGGAAGACUAGGAGAACGUGUGGCUUUCAAAUAUUUGACUGAAAAAUUCGGUGAGCGAGUUGUGAAGUGGGUUAAUGAAGACAAUGAAACUGGGUUACCCUAUGAUAUAGUUAUGGAAGAGAAUGGAAAUGGUAGAGAGUACUUUGAAGUAAAAGCAACAAGAUCUACAAGGAAGGACUGGUUUGAAAUAACAGUAAGAGAAUGGCAAUUUGCAGUUGAAAAAGGCGAUUCUUUUAGCAUUGCUCAUGUUGUUCUUCAACAUAAUAAUACGGCAAGAGUCACAAUAUUCCAAAAUCCUGUAAAACAAUGUCAGGCAGGCAAGUUGCGAUUGGCUCUUUUGAUGCAAAAGUAGCAGACAGAAUCAACUGUUGUCUUCUAACAGGCCCUAAUAUUUUCUGUAUUCGCAACUUCCAACACAAAGUGCAUGCUUGCUUGCCCUUGCCUAUUGAUCAAAUCGAUUUGAUUUCAUUCUCAUGGACUUAAGAGGUAGUCAAGUCUGCCUGUUGUAUAAUUUUGCUCAGAUUUAGAAUGCUUUCUGGAGAAGGUCCAAUUUGUCUCCUUCCCCUGUGCAGAGAGUUUUGCUAUUGACAAUUUACUAAAGACAAAAGUCACGCCGAGGAAUUAUCAAAGAUUUUCCCCGGAGGAAAUUUGGCUACUACUUCUUGGCAGAGUCUUUUCAAGCUGCAGACCGGGAUUAAAAAAUCUUGGUAAAAGUUUUAAUCAUUGAAAGGUUAUUUUAGUAUUCUGUAUAGAUUAAUGUUUCAAAACUUGACAGCUUGUAAAUACUUUUCACAUUACUUUAGUUCAUUGAUUAAGAACAACAGACAUUUGCAGUGCCCGAUAAAAUUUUAUAUAAUAAUCUGUUUUCCUCCGAGUGAGUUUGAGACUAA